Messenger RNA from Impatiens glandulifera, 798 nucleotides. RefSeq names its product sigma intracellular receptor 2-like. The record is from RefSeq and is a predicted model, not a curated record. NCBI's taxonomy places the organism in Eukaryota, Viridiplantae, Streptophyta, Magnoliopsida, Ericales, Balsaminaceae. Gene Ontology annotation, cellular component: endoplasmic reticulum. Bases 118 to 621 code for a protein of 167 amino acids. The transcript has 2 exons.
AUCCCAAAAAUUGGUUUGGUUUGGUUUGAAGAGAGAAAGAAAGAAAAAAGAGAUCCAUAAUUUUGGUUUGGUUUGGUUAGAGAGAAAGAAAGAAAGAAAGAAAGAAAGAAAGAGAGGAUGGGGGCCAUAGUUACUACUAUUGUAGAUGUAAUACUGUUGUUAUUCUUCACGAUCAUCGCUGUGGCAGCGCCUCUCCUCGACGCCCAGACUUUUCUAUCGCCGCACUACUUCCCUGAGAUUCUCGUCGACUUUAAACUCUGGUAUGCCCGUGAAUUCGGCGAUUAUUUGGUCGUCGAUAAGCCCCAUUUCUUUGUCGGCCUUGUUUGGCUCGAGCUCUUCCUUCAGUGGCCUCUGGCGCUCGCCAAUAUCUAUGGCAUUCUUGCUGGCAAAUCCUGGUUGCACACCACCUGUUUGAUCUAUGGUGUCUCCACUUUCACUUCCAUGGUUGCUAUACUGUCUGAAAUAGUUGGUUCUCCAAAGUCAUCAGAUAAGCUAAUAAAGACAUAUGCCCCUUUCAUUGGAUUUGCGACUCUAGCCAUCUUGAGGGGCCUAUUUUCACAACCUAUCAAGAGCACCAUAAUUGGAAGAAGACCUUUUCUCAAUAGGAAAAAGAAAGCUUGAUGAUGUUUAAUGUUUGUUUGUUUGUAUGCAAACUUUUUUCAAUACAUAUAAUAUAGUAAUUAAACUUGCAGUAUAAUUGCCAUGCCCGAUGACAACUUUUUAAUUAAUCUCUGUAUGUAUGACAUUGUUGAUCAUUUACAUUGUUGUUUUCUUGAUAUUAAUUAUAUAUUAAUAAAC